GGUGGACGGAAGACGGCAGGCUUCCCAUGCGUUUAUUGCGGCAGCUGGGUCUUUCGCAUAUUUGCGAGAUAAUGCGUCGAUCAAGGCGUCGAUGGGGAGCAGCACAACAGUGGAUUUGUCUAUAGAGUGUGCGGGGAUGUUGGAUAGGUUGAUGCUGGCGCAGGCUCAGGAGUGUGUUUUUGAGAAUACUAUCGCCAAAGGAAGUACUCCCGGAGUUUGUGCCAAGAUUUCUAGGCAGGUUGGACUCUACUAUGAGGAAGCUUUUGCUGCAUUGCUUGUUGCACCUUUAAAGGAUCAUUUUGAAAAAGCCUGGAUCUCACAUGUGCAGCUUAAGGCAGCUCUGUUCUAUGCAGAAGCUUGCUAUAGAUCUGGUAUGGAGCUUCAUGAGAAAGAAGAGAUUGCAGAAGAAAUUGCACGAUUGAGGAGUGGGGUUAAUGCUUUAGCUGAGGUAAAGAAGUCAUCAUCAAAAGGGGCUGCUGCCCAGCUACUGGAUGCAAUUAAUACGUUAGAAGUCAAUCUUAAUCGCAACCUUGAGAGGGCUGUGAAGGAAAAUGAAAGGGUUUACCUCAUGAGGGUUCCUUCCCCUAGUUCCUUAUCACCUCUCCCAGCAUUUUCUAUGGUUAAGCCAAUGCAGAUGAAUGAGGUUUUGGAUGCUAGCAAGGAGAGGAUGUUUGCAAGUCUUGUUCCUGACAACAGUGCAAAGGCUCUUUCCAGGUACACUGAAAUGGUUGAUGAUAUCAUCAGGACACAGGCAGAGAAACUGCAGCGAGGAAGUGAGCUAACCAGAGUGAGGCUCAAGGAAAUGGACCUGCCAGAUUCUAUCCUUGCUCUGGAGGGGCAUUGCACUCUCCCCUCAGAUCUUAAAGAAGAAGUAGAAGCUGUGCAAAUUAGUGGAGGCCCAGCUGGUUUGGAAGCUGAGUUGCAGCAACUUAAGGAUCUGAGAAGGGUGAACAAUGAAUUGCUUGUCCAGACUGAGGAACUUUUGCAAAAAGAAGCAACAGAAGAUUCUCAGUUUCGAAGCCAGUUUGGAACAAGAUGGACAAGACCUCAGUCCAGCACUCUGACAAAGAACUUGCAGGAUAGGUUAAAUCGUUUUGCAGCUAACUUAAAGCAAGCUGCGGAAAGUGAUGCCCGCAUUGAGCGUUCAGUGAGAGAUCAUUCUGCACUGAUGUCAAUCCUUGACCGUCAUCCGAUUGAAUCAGCACUUCCCACUCUGUCUAGGCCAAUAAUGUCAUUGGAUGCUAAUGAAGAUGCUAUGGUGGGCGCCCUCAAACAGAGUCUGAGGCAACUGGAGAAUCUGGGUGCUCAGAGGGCAGGCCUUGAAGAUAUGCUUAAAGAGAUGAAAAGAAAGGAUGACAUACUGCCAAAGCUGAUGACAUCCACUGGCUCCUGUGACGAUCUUUUCAGGAAGGAAAUAGCAAAAUAUGAUCAUAUUUGUGAGGACAUUGCCCAAAACAUUGAGGCGCAGGAACAAUUGUUGCUGCAAAUUCAGGCUCAAAAUGAACAGUUCUCUGCAAUCUUUAAUCUAGAAGAUUACAAAGCCUCUCGGGAUAAGUGUUUCAAGCAAAUUCAAGCUGCCAUAGCAAAGUACAGAGAAAUCAAGGAUAACAUUAAUGAAGGACUGAAGUUUUAUGUUACACUUCAGGAUGCAAUCACAAAUGUCAAGCAGCAAUGUAGUGAUUUUAUAAUGACUCGAAACAUCCAGUGUAGAGAAAUGAUUGAAGAUGUGCAGAGACAAAUGGCAGGUCUUAAUUUCCAGGAUCGUAAGAACACAGGUCCUUACCCUCCAGUCGGACAGCCACAGCAAACUCCAAGAAACCCACCUCAGCCACAAACAGAACCUCAAAAUGCUGCCCAUCCUCAUUCUCAAACUCCUUAUUAUCGGCCUCCUGAGCAGCCAAUGCCUGGUUAUGGUCACCCUCCUCCAUAUGGUGCACCGCAGCAGCCACCACCUUACCAUUUGCCUCCUGCAACUGGCGCUCCUUACACUUCCCCACCAGUCCAACAACAGCCACCGGCAAGCCAGGAGUAUGGACAACCUGCUUACCCAGGAUGGCGUGGCCCAUAUUACAAUGCUCCUGGACAGCAACCUGCAUCCUUUCCUCGACCUCCUUAUAGCACUCCAUCACCGUAUCCCCCUCACCAGAGUGGUUACUACAAGCAAUAAUUGUCUUCUUAUUUCAUUUUCGACUUAAAAAUAUAGAUUGUGAUGCCUUCUUUCUUCUUCUUCUUCUUCUUCUUCUUCGUCUUCUUCUUCUAUUUGCAUGGUCAAUUUAAGUAUUUUUGUAUGUAUAGCUUGGCUUUACAUGUGUGCUGAGAUUUGUGCAAUAAAUGCUGAUCAUGUCGAAAGACUUAUGUUUCUUUACCAAUUGAUCAACAUUCAAGAAUUAGCAGAAUUUUGCCC
This is a messenger RNA of Rubroshorea leprosula, 2404 nucleotides long. The record is from the annotation of a GenBank genome assembly. NCBI's taxonomy places the organism in Eukaryota, Viridiplantae, Streptophyta, Magnoliopsida, Malvales, Dipterocarpaceae.